This is a messenger RNA of Fusarium odoratissimum NRRL 54006, 740 nucleotides long. RefSeq lists its product as uncharacterized. Bases 84 to 740 code for a protein of 218 amino acids. Lineage: Eukaryota; Fungi; Ascomycota; Sordariomycetes; Hypocreales; Nectriaceae. The transcript has a single exon. The record is from RefSeq and is a predicted model, not a curated record.
CCGCAACAACUCUCCCCAGAUCUCCAUCUGCCUGCAAGUCUACUGAUUCUUUUCUUUUUCAACCUCAGAUCCUUAUCUCAAACAUGAAAUUCUACGACGCACAAGCUCCCAAUCCCUAUGCUGUCCGCCUAUUUGUUCUUGAGCGCGGCGGCCUAGAGUUCGAUGUCCAGACCAUCGAUAUCAUGAACCUAGAGAACCGGCGGCUCGUAUACCGCAGCGUCAAUCCCCGAGGCGAAGUACCGGCCUUAGAUAUCGAUGGCUUCGUUUUGACUGAAAUCACCGCGAUAUGCGAAUAUCUCGAUGAAGUCGCCAAGGGAGGAAAGUCACUGUUCGGUGACACGGCGCUUGAGCGGGCUGAGACCCGGAUGUGGCUUCGGAGGAUGGAUCUUGAACUGGCCCAGCCUGUUAUAGCCUGGUAUCGAAACGACCCUGAUACUAUUGACUUCUACAAGGGCAACCGAAUUCCAGCACCUGAGGCUCGUGUAGUCCAAAAAGUCACUAUCAACCAGUUCCUGAACCUCCUAGACGAUCAGCUUGAAGGCAAGGAAUACCUAUGUGGAUCGCGAUUCUCAGCUGCCGAUAUUCACUUUUAUGGGCUGCUCAAGAUGAUGGUUAUGCAAGUCGCUCAGUGGGUCCUCAGCCCUGGGCGUCAAAACGUUGCGGCAUACUUUGAAAGGAUGGAUGCGCGAAAGGCUAGUCAGCAGGCUCUUAAGCCAUUCGGAUCGAAAGUGUCAGUAUAG